CGCCGCCGCCCCGCGGCCGUGCUGGAAUCGCACCUGUGCGGGACACUGCAGUGGGUCGGCUUGCUGCCGGGGUGCCAACACGGAGCAUGCCUUCCCGGGGGGCUGUAAGCCUUCAGCGUGCCGCGCUCGAUCAUCUGGCUUCCGAGGGGCUUGAAGCCCGUGCAUUGAACAGGGCAGAAGAGCACCCGAUUACCAGCAGCAGAUGUUGUACCGGCUGCAGAACACCGAGGACUGGGCAGCAUCCAAAUACCUUUCAACGACCUCUCACUUGGGCUCAUCUUUGUCUGAAACUUCAAAUAUGUUGAGGUUAGCAUUCUGUGAAGGAAGAUGCUUUGUAGGAGUAAGAGCCUCAGCUCCGUGGUCUAUUCCUAUCACUGCUAUCUCUGAACAACAACUUUUUCACAUAAAUUGACAAAAGUGCAGAAGACAUGGCCAGUUCAGCACGAGAACAUCUGCUUUUUGUGCGACGUCGCAAUCCACAGCUCCGGUAUACUCUGAGCCCAGAGAAUCUGCAGAGUUUGGCAUCUCAGGGCACGAUGGCUGAGAACAUGAACUUGCAGCGUGCCAACAGUGACACUGAUUUAGUGACCUCAGAUAGCAGAUCUAGUUUGACAGCCAGCAUGUAUGAAUACACCUUGGGGCAGUCUCAGAACCUUAUCAUUUUCUGGGAUAUUAAAGAAGAAGUUGAUCCGACUGACUGGAUUGGACUUUAUCACAUAGAUGAGAACUCUCCAGCCAAUUUCUGGGAUUCCAAAAAUCGUGGAGUGACUGGCACACAGAAAGGACAAAUUGUAUGGCGAAUUGAACCUGGCCCUUAUUUUAUGGAAUCUGAAAUAAAGAUCUGUUUUAAAUACUACCAUGGUGUUAGUGGAGCCCUCCGAGCUACUACUCCAUGUAUCACUGUGAAAAACCCUGCUGUGAUGAUGGGAGUAGAAGGCACGGAUGAAGGUGCUUCUGGAGCCCAGCACUCUCGGAAGUUAGUCAGCUUUACCCUAUCAGAUAUUAGAGCAGUUGGGCUUAAAAAAGGCAUGUUCUUCAACCCCGAUCCUUAUCUAAAGAUGUCCAUUCAGCCAGGCAAGAAAAGUACAUUUCCUACAUUUGCUCAUCAUGGUCAGGAAAGAAGGUCGACCAUCAUCAGUAACACAACUAACCCUGUUUGGCACAGAGAGAAAUAUUCUUUUGUUGCACUUCUAACAGAUGUCUUGGAAAUUGAGGUUAAAGACAAAUUUGCCAAGAGUCGUCCAAUCAUCAAGCGCUUUCUUGGGAAGCUAACCAUACCAGUCCAGAGACUAUUGGAGAGACAUGCAAUUGGAGACCAGAUUCUCAGUUAUAAUCUUGGCAGAAGGCUCCCAGCUGAUCAUGUAAGUGGCUAUCUCCAGUUCAAAGUGGAAAUCACAUCUUCAGUUCAUGAAGAUGCAUCACCAGAAACAGUCGGCACUUUGCUAGGAGUGAACUCUGUAAAUGGAGACUUGGGGAGCCCCUCUGAUGAUGAGGACAUGCCAACAGGACAUCACGAUACAUCCACAGUGUGUUCCAAUGGGCCAGUCCUUGAGGAAUCUUCUGGAGAAACAAUCCAAAGACAUAUUUUAAGGACUAGUACAACUCUGGAAACAGACCAGGAUGAGAUAACCUCAGGUGCUUCAAGAUCAUCACCUACAAGAGGUCGCCAGGACUCACUAAAUGACUAUCUGGAUGCAAUAGAACACAAUGCUCAUCCCAGACCUGGGACGUCUGCCUCUGGUGAACGUCCACGUGGAGCCUCCCCAAAACUGAGGAGUAGCUUCCCUACUGACACAAGACUUAAUGCGAUGCUUCACAUUGACUCGGAUGAAGAGGAACAUGAGCUACAUCAAGACCUGGGUUUUCCAUCUUCCUUGGAAGAUGAUGGUGGUUUGGUAAUGCUUAAUGGUGCUACAAGAAGUGUUGAAAGAGAUGGUUUAAGUUGCUCAUCAGAUCAGGUAACACAGGGGCCUGCAGAGAAUGAAAAUGUUUCAGCCUCUGAAGCUCCUUUGCCUUCAAGUGAUGACCAGCCAGAGAGUCUCCCAGAGCUUCCACCAUCACAGUUAGCAGAAGGGGAAAGUCCACAAGGUUCUCAAAGUGAAACACCAGCAGAGCAGGCUGGCAGAGGGUCGUAUGCUGCUCAGGAGGUAGAGCAGCCUCCUAGCAGUACAGAUGCAGGAGCUGCCGAUGCUGCUGCUGGGAGCAGAAGGGGUGUUAGUGAAACGGAAUCCAUUGAUCAAGGGUCUGAACCUUCCCAGCUGUCAUCAGAAACUGAGCAGAGUGAUCCUGCUCGCACGGAAAGUGUCAGUGAGGCUAGUACCCGACAGGAAGGGGAGAGCGAUGUGGAAGGGGCAGACAGCUCUUGCAACGAAAGUGCAACUGUGCGUCGUUCCUCAGUUGAAAUGCGGUGUUCUUUUGAAAGUGCUAGGUUUCCUGAGACUCCCACCUUCUCUCCUCAGGAAGAGGAAGAGGGAGCUUGUGCCACUGAUGUGGCUAGAACUCAGCCAGCUGCUGAAACACAAGACUUUGCAAGUACUUCGGGCUCUUUGCCUGCAGUACAGUUACCUCAGGAGGAAGUACAGGAGGCUGAAGCAGGUGAAUUACAAGACCAAGAGGAAGCAGAAGAAAUCUGGCAAAGAAGAAGUCUGCAGGCGGCAGCUGCCAAUAGCCAGUCUCAGGAUGAAGAAACGGAAGGAGCCCAAGCAGCUUGUGAGGGUGCCACAGCACAGGUUGAAGGAGCUACUGGAGGUGCUCAAGCCAAUGGCCAUCAGCCCUUGAGGUCGCUGCCUUCGGUACGUCAGGAUGUUAGCCGGUACCAGAGAGUGGAUGAAGCUCUGCCACCAAACUGGGAAGCUCGAAUUGACAGCCAUGGACGAAUUUUUUAUGUGGACCAUGUGAACAGGACGACAACGUGGCAGCGACCCACAGCUCCCCCAGCCCCACAGAUUCUCCAGCGGUCAAAUUCCAUACAGCAAAUGGAACAGCUGAAUCGCCGGUACCAGAGCAUCCGCAGAACAAUGACUAAUGACAGGCCUGAAGAGCAUACAAAUGCAGUGGAUGGAGCUGGAGAGGAAACUGACUUUCACCAUUCUAAUGCAGAUUUUCGAAGAGAGAAUGUGCUGCCUCACUCUACCUCCAGAUCCAGACUUACUUUAUUGCUCCAGUCUCCCCCUGUGAAAUUUCUUAUCAGCCCAGAGUUCUUUACAGUGCUGCAUUCUAACCCUAGUGCCUACCGCAUGUUUACAAAUAACACGUGUUUGAAGCACAUGAUCACCAAAGUCCGGCGGGACACCCACCAUUUUGAGCGCUACCAGCAUAAUCGUGAUUUGGUUGGCUUCCUAAACAUGUUUGCUAACAAACAGCUGGAGCUGCCAAGAGGUUGGGAAAUGAAACACGACCAUCAGGGCAAGGCUUUCUUCGUUGACCACAAUUCCCGCACGACCACAUUCAUUGACCCUCGGCUUCCCUUGCAGAGCAGCAGGCCCACUAGUGCUUUAGUCCAUCGGCAGCACUUAACCAGGCAACGCAGCCACAGUGCUGGUGAAGUUGGCGAGGACUCCCGUCAUUCAGGACCACCAGUUCUACCAAGACCAUCCAGCACAUUUAAUACAGUCAGCAGAGCUCAGUACCAGGAUGUGGUUCCAGUGGCUUACAAUGACAAGAUUGUUGCAUUUUUGCGGCAGCCCAAUAUCUUUGAAAUUCUACAAGAGCGUCAACCAGAUCUUACCAGGAAUCAUUCACUCAGGGAGAAGAUCCAGUUCAUCCGGACAGAAGGAACACCUGGGUUGGUGCGUUUAUCCAGUGAUGCAGACCUUGUCAUGUUGCUCAGCUUGUUCGAAGAGGAGAUCAUGUCAUAUGUGCCGCCACAUGCCUUACUUCAUCCUAGUUAUUGCCAGUCCCCAAGAGGCUCACCAGUGUCCUCGCCUCAGAACUCUCCAGGUACUCAGCGUGCCAAUGCCCGAGCUCCUGCUCCUUACAAAAGAGAUUUUGAAGCCAAGCUGAGGAACUUUUACAGGAAGUUGGAGACUAAAGGAUAUGGACAAGGCCCAGGGAAAUUGAAAUUAAUCAUCAGGCGAGAUCACUUGCUAGAAGAUGCCUUCAACCAGAUUAUGGGUUACUCAAGAAAAGACCUGCAGAGAAAUAAGCUCUAUGUCACAUUUGUUGGGGAAGAAGGGUUGGACUACAGUGGACCUUCAAGAGAGUUUUUUUUCCUGGUAUCUAGAGAGCUCUUCAAUCCAUAUUAUGGUUUGUUUGAAUAUUCAGCCAACGAUACCUAUACAGUACAAAUAAGUCCCAUGUCUGCUUUUGUAGACAAUCAUCAUGAGUGGUUCAGGUUUAGUGGUCGAAUCCUUGGUCUUGCUCUGAUACAUCAAUAUUUGCUGGAUGCCUUCUUUACACGACCCUUUUAUAAAGCCCUUCUCCGAAUACUCUGUGACCUGAGUGACCUGGAAUAUCUUGAUGAGGAGUUUCACCAGAGUUUGCAGUGGAUGAAAGACAAUGAUAUACAUGAUAUCCUAGACCUCACGUUUACUGUAAAUGAAGAAGUUUUUGGGCAGAUCACAGAACGGGAAUUAAAGCCAGGAGGUGCCAACAUUCCAGUCACUGAAAAGAACAAGAAAGAAUAUAUAGAAAGAAUGGUAAAAUGGAGAAUUGAGAGAGGAGUUGUACAACAAACGGAAAGCCUAGUUCGUGGUUUUUAUGAGGUGGUUGAUGCAAGGCUUGUGUCUGUAUUUGAUGCAAGAGAACUGGAACUGGUUAUAGCUGGAACAGCAGAAAUUGACUUGAGUGACUGGAGAAAUAAUACAGAAUAUAGAGGAGGUUAUCAUGACAACCACAUCGUAAUUCGGUGGUUCUGGGCUGCUGUGGAAAGGUUCAACAAUGAGCAACGACUAAGACUUUUGCAGUUUGUUACAGGCACAUCCAGCAUACCUUACGAAGGAUUUGCCUCUCUAAGAGGGAGCAAUGGUCCAAGAAGGUUCUGUGUGGAGAAGUGGGGGAAGAUCACUGCUCUUCCAAGGGCUCACACUUGUUUCAAUCGUCUGGACCUUCCCCCUUAUCCAUCAUUCUCUAUGCUAUAUGAAAAACUGUUGACAGCAGUUGAAGAGACAAGUACUUUUGGACUUGAGUGAUGCACAAACCACAGUGCCCGGCUCUUUGGACUUUUGUGGAUCUGCCUUCUCAAAGAGUGAAUGAACGUUUGUAUUGGAUUUCCUAGAGGAAAAUUGUUUUAUGAUGCAAUUCAAAUAAUGAGGUUCCAUGAAAGAGCUUAUGAAGCAAUUAUAAAGCGUUGCGAUAGUGGCAGAAUUCUCUGCAGUGAAUCUAGAGUGUGCCUGACGUGCAGGGAAAAACAAGUCUUGCAAUCCACACUUUUUCAGGUCGGCCAAACUUGUUAUGUUUUAUUUUCUGAGCAAACAAGAAAUGUGUGAUCCUGUGUUGUGAUCAACCUGACUACUGCAAAACUGACAUGUACCUGAAAACUGGAUUUCACCAGAGCUGCUGAAUAGAAAAUUCAAGUCAAAAUGUGAAAUCAUUCAGGCCCCCACCUACUCAGUAAAUUAGCGAAAAAUCAUACGAUAUACUUUUUUUUUUAAGACUAUUCAUGAAGGUACAUUACUUUAUGCCAUAUGUUAUAACAGCAUAUUCAGUAUUUGCUAUACCUAAGACUACGAGUGCCUGCAUGGUGUGCACCAUAGAAUUCAAGUUCCUGUGACAGAAGUGAAUUGGAAGGAGAGUCAGUAAGAAAGGAUGCAAUAACAAUGGCUUGCAUUAAGGAGGUUUGUGGAAAUGUGUUUGCCAGUGCUGUAUAUGACAAAAGAUGAGCUGUUAAAUGAACUUAAUAACUUCAUAAAAUCAGACUGAUUUUAUGGUUUGUACUGCAUGGAAACUAUUUUAAGAAGAAACUAGAAAUUUAUCGCACCAUAUCAGGAAAAAAAAUCCUAACACAGCGACUUCUGUUUAUUUUUAUAGGUUCAUUGUAUUACGUUUCUUAGAGUGUACACAGGAAACAAACAAAAAUGCUCUUUCUGUUUUUGUCACUUUCCAUGCUUGAACAGACAUUCUGCUAGUGUUUAUUCUUUGAGCACUAUCAAAGGAAGAAAAAAAAGUCUUUUAUUUUUAUAAGAGUAAAAAACUCCCAAAAAUAUUUUGCACUGAAUGUACCAAAGUUGAUGGGACAUUACGAUCUGACUGACAGCAAACUGUAUCACUAUCAAGUAUCUAUAAAAACGCUUAGGAACCAGGCUUUCUUCACGGUGCCAUGUCUAUAGAUAUCAGGACUGUGCACAUAAGUAAUAAUUUUAUAAUACUAUAUGUGAUAUCGUAAUAUGCAUUUAUUUUAAAUGCAUCUGGAUCAUUUUUCAUGCAUUGGAUAACUUAAUGCAGUGGAGUUUAAUACAGAUAUUUCAUAUGCUCCCCACAACUUUUUAUUUGUACAGUACCAUGAAACACUAGCUCGUUUGGAAAUCUAUGAGUAACCUACUCUAAGGUGAGUCACUGGUCAUAAUGCCGCUGUUCAUAUCAAUGAACUCCUACAAGAUGUAAAGUGUUCAUUGUGUCUUGCCUCUUCACUGAUAAAUAGUUUUCUUAUAAAAUGUUAUUUGAAAGAAUUUUUAUGGUAUAUCAAACAUUGCAUGGACACAAAUUUCCUCAUGCUUAAUUUUGCUGAAAUACAAAAGGCUUGCUUGCAUCUAUUUUUGGUACUGUCCUCUAGAUGGUCUUGUGGAACACGAAUGCGGCUGAGCACUUUCUUGUACAGCUGCUGUAACGCAGUGCGUCCACAUGUUUUAAAUUCCAGGAAGUUGCACGUGGACACUGGAUGACAAGAACAUCAAUCUAGCUUUGCGCUAGUCUUCUUGGUAGCACUGAAGCACAGCAUGCCCUGUUUCGUGGGAAUAGUAGCCUCUGAAGUAAACUUAACGUUCUCACUUUGGAGAUUCUUGAAAGGGCAUCUCAGGGAGGUAUCCUGCUCGUUCCUGUGGGAGUGUUUUUCCUAUGGAGGUGAAUCUUAGCGGAGGUGUUGUCAGCAAAGACUGCCAUUCCACCCUCCAAGUGGGAAGGCAGGUGCAGCUGUGGUGGUGGCUGCAAAGACUGAGGAAACCCUUCAGGCUUCCUGAGCAAGUGUUACCUGUGCAAAGGAAACCCCACUUGCAAAAUCAGAGUGAAAGUAUUCUUUGAUUUCAGGAAUAAUUGAGCUUCUGCAUGACAUCUGGGACUGUUACCUAAGUAACAUAGGUUCUCCUGCUCUACUUCUGGCUGGCAUGAAGUAGCAAAGAAAAAUCCAAACAUCUCCCUAUUUUUACACAUAUAUUUAUCAGUCUUUGCUAAAAUUGCACAUCACAGAUGCUAAUGCACACCUUUUUUCAGAACACGGAUGAGCGAGCAGUAGGCAAACUCACUUUUCAUCAGGUCACUCCAGCAUGGCUCAUGUUUCAUAUGAUCCAUUCACUGAGUAGCUAAAACUCAGGCACUCAAAUCAGAGUGCAACUUUUGCUCAGUUGAAGGACUGCAGAAUUUUGAUUUUACACUCCUGUGUUAUCUGUGGUCUAAAAAGGAGAUUUCCCAGGUGGAAACUGUGUCUACGAUUUUUGAACCAGAAACUCCUUGGAAUGAAAAGUUUAAAUAUUUGGCACACAGUAAGUUUAUACUAGUCUGCCUUUAAGUUAUGCUUUUGUACAAAUCAAGAAGAAUAAAUGCAUCUUGUCAGUUUUUAUUUAAAUAUAUUUACUACACCUAUUUGUUCUGUGUUUAUGCAUACAUAAAUAAUUGAAAUCAGUCACGAUGAUCCAGUAUUCUGUAAAGAUGUGAUAGGAUCAACAGCGGGUCAGCUGUCAAAAGAAAUCUGGAAUCCAUGUAGCAUUAAGAUCCAGAGAGACUGAGAAGCUGCUUCUUGCUCUUUUGCUGCCAACAUCACCUGGAGGACUCUCAAGAAAUCCUAUUUGAAAGUGAUGAAGAGUUAGCUGCCCAGAUACAGCUACCUGUGCUGCCUCGAGCACGUGGCUGGCUCUCAGUGAUUAUAUAGGCAGUGCUGUUGCUCUGAAGAGAUAAGCAGGGAGGGUGUACAGAAAAGGAAGCCUGACCUUUGUCAGACCAGUACACCUCCUGGCUAUGGAGUGAAAUAUUCUCUCCUCAGUGUGGGAAGCCUUUCCCAUUGAACAUGUCCCAAGUGAUAGCCAACUUUUGUGUCCUGCAGAUGCAAUUAGCAACCAUAGCGCUUUAGCUUAUGUCACGCUGUGGCAGGCACAAGGGGCCAGAAUAGAGAAAGAUGAAGAAGCAUUUCCAAAAGCUCUGUACUUCCUCAGAGAUUUUCCAGACAGUGUUAAGGAGCUUUCCACUUAGGAAGGAAAAAAGCUAGUCUUCAAGAAGUAGACAAAAGAUUCCCUUCGGCUAUAGCCAUGAUGACAACCUGUACUAACUUCACCUACAGCAUCUCCAUCAGACAAAGUCUAAGCACCCGCAGAGUUGAAGUGAGGUGCCCAUGUUUCCUGCUGUGCCAGGAAGCUGAGCCAUGCACUGCUAGCCAAAAAGCAGCCAGCAGUCCUUGCACACUGCGUAAUGCCCAGCACCCCAGGAACCAUGCCCACCUCUUCCUGGGGUGCACCUGUGCCAGGUCUCAGCACCCCUGGGCAUACCAACAGUCAGCUGAACCACAACACUCCUAAAUACACCAGGAAAGCUCGUCAUCAUUGACUUUAUCCAAUGCGGUGCCUACUGUAGCAAGCAGUUACCCAUUCAAAAGCUGCAAGCCAGCGUGCUUACUGUAGCAGUGUUUUCACCCACAGCAGGUGGGAGAUGGCUGUCUGUUACCUUUGUAACACCUUCAGCAGCACGUUGCAGGUUAUCUUGUGAAAGUAUUCUUUCAAUCCAAAAUAAAAUCCCAUUUAACACGAUUCUAAUCAAAAGCAAACCUUUUCCCUCACUCUCUACCUGCUUUUUUCCUUGGUAUUCAUCAAAUAUUUGCCCCUUUCCUUGCUUUUAAAAAUAGUUUUUGUUGUCCAUGUUGUGAACCUACCAUAAAAAGGUGUUAAUAAUGCUUAGAGAGCAUCUAGGAUGAAAUCUGUCUGCAUAUGCAGGUGUGCUGGGCACAUCAUGAGCUCCACAUUAAAGCUGUUAACCUUAGUGAAUAUAUGUAAUCCUUAGUGAAACUGAAAAUCGAGGCAGCAGCAUGCUGGCAGGACAUCAGAUGAAGUUUCUGGCUUGAGAUAAACUGGCAGUGGACUGGCAGUUUGCUCAGUUUCAAAUUAUAGGAAAGAAAGCAGUUUUGUGGUUUCCUAUGUAUUUUUAAUCCUUUUUAAAAGUCAAAAAAAAAAAAAAAAGGCUUCCUUCUGAAGCAUUAGCACUGGUAUCAUCUGGUUGCUGACUCUAAUCUCAGUAGUAUUAAUUGCAGAUGUAAAGUCAUGCCAGUGCUAUCUGCAGAGGUUUCUGGAGAUGUAUGCAAGCAUCCUGUCUCUGGAAUGAAGGAAUUCCUGUGCACAGAAGGGGAAUCUCUGGUAGCUGUGUUUGAAUAGCCUGUGUAAGUUCAUUUCCCAUGGCAUAAAGCAAGUUAAUUCUUUUUAGUGAUUGAAACUUGCUUGUAUUAAAUUAUACUAGCAGUUACAUUUUCUUGCCACCGAUUUUAAGCGGAGGACUAAUCUAUUCCUGUUAGCACUAAUGGGAAUUGGGCAAUAAGGAUGGUCUCCAGUCGUAGUUACAAACUUAACCAGAAGAGUGUUAAUGUUAACCUUGAAGUAUUAAUGCUCAACCAUCACUGCUAUUUUCCCUUCUCAUCCCUUCCUCCCUGGGCAAGCAAAUUGAACUCCAAGCAAAAUUUCAGAAUAAUUACUCAAACGUGGCUUCUCAAACUGUUUGCAUUUUGGCUUUACUAUGCAGUCUGAAACAGAACUGCAGAAGUAUUAGGGGCUGAUUAGCUCACCAAUUGCAAGUAAAAAAAAAACUUUACAACUUUAUUAGCAUAGUCACAGUGGCUGCUGCUGGACUAGUCUAACCUUUUACUUAAAUAUUUUACAAUAAAAAAGCAUAAAGCAUUGAAUUUGAAAUUCCUUGCUUUCAGGGAAAAUAAAUAUAUGUUAGGUAAGUAGUAGGGGGAGAGAACUUUACUGUAAAUCCAUUAAGGUUAAAAGCCUUUUUAUGACCCAUUUUUGCUACUAACAUGCAAAAUUAUAAAGCUAGCCAUAUAAACACAUAGUUUUCACAGUGUGUGUGUGUUGGUUUACUUGUUGCAUGUAGGCCAUUAGCUUCACCGUGCUUCUGUUUGGUUUCAGACUGGUGCAAAUGCAGUAGACGUCUAAUAUUUCAAACAUUCAUUGCUAUGAAAAGGUUUUUAUUGAAGCAUUUGUAGUAUUUUCUAAAAUAGUUUUACUGGAAAGAAAAGUAUUGUUCAGGCUGAAACUUAAUUUAGGGCUCUACUUUACAGAUUUUGCUCAGUGACGUUAUGCCAUAGGUAUUGUAAGGUAAACUCAUGAUUAAUUUUAGAGUUCUGAUUAAAAUCAGUGACAUACUGACCAUUUUGUCACUGCUUAGAAAGACUACUGGCUGUAGGUAAAAGGAUGACAGUCAAGGACUCCUCUGAAUGGCUACAACCCGUAGUAGUAUCUGUAUGUAUUCAGAAUGCAAUUACAAUAUUUCCUGAGAGCUAUUGUGAAAAAAUUACUACACUCAUUAAUCAGCCCCCUUCUAAAUUGAUAAUUGGAAUUUUGAACUUGAUUUCUUUAUGUACCAAGUGCAGUCAGAUUACAUUGCAAAUGUAACCUGUAAAAAACAAAUAUAAUUGUAGAUGCCUUCUGACAAUUCUCUUAAACUCAUGGUGAAUGUGAAAGGAAGCCAAGCUGUUUCUUCAAUCCUAGAGUCCUUUAAAAAACUUCUGAGUAAUGAAAAUUGUGGUAUUUUUUGUUGUUUUUCCAGUUUGUGUUUGUUUGUUUUUAACUUCUAGAAACUUCUCCUUCGGCCCCUACUAGAAAAGGCUCUGUCUGUCUUAGAGGGUUUUUACUAAGCACUCAGGAGGUAUAUUGUUCCACUAAUUUAACAUAGUUUUGUGCUGACAUCAAUAUAAUCGGUUUUUAAACAUAGAGACCUACAAAACUCCAUAGGACUCUGGUCUCCCUUAUGCUGGGCUGCCUUCCAAAGGCUGGCCGUCCUCUCCUUUUUAAUUUCACAUAAUCCUGCAAUCACCUGGAGACAAAUGCUGAUGGCCUACACUGACUGUAACUAUAGUAUCAGAGUGAGAUUGUGGUGGUAUUUAUUUUUUCCAUCAAGAAUUAAACUGGUCUCCUUUGCAAUGAGAACCAGCUCCCUUCAGUACAAAGAGUCGAUGGGAUCGUAGUUCCUCUCACACUGUGAACAGUUGAAGAAAAAAGAUCUCUUAACCUAAUAGUACUAGAUGUUUUAUGGAAACCGGGCAUGUCAUUAGGUAUCCAAGGGUCAAAUGUGCUUUGACUUCAGUUUUGCCAAGUUCAUAGCGAGGCAGGGGAUUUUUCCUGUGAUAUUUUCUGUUGACAGAAUUGUCCAAUUCUCAUAAGCUGCUUCAGGCUGUUGGCUGGAAGCACAAGCCCUCACAGGGACGCAGGUGAGCGUGGAUCCGGAGAUCACAGCAGAGGGGGAAUUGUUUUUGUAGUGAGGUCCGUGCCUUCCACAGAUGGAGGCUUUGUCGUACAGCCCUUCAACUGGUUUCUUCCAAAGGGUAUUUCACAUCUCUAUUGCCUGUUAGUUGCAGUACAAGCAGCUCCUCACAUAUUCUAUUGACUAUUCAAAAGCUCUCGUGUUAAAUCAGGAGAAUUACAAUUUUUAUAGUUAAAAAUAUUCAUCUAACAACAGAAAUCUGGCCAAUGAAAAAAUACUUUGCUGAGACAUCAUAUUUGAUGGUCAUGCUGACUGUAGUCAGACAUUGGAGCCGAGAUUACUACAUGAAUAAGCAAAUAAAUCUCUGACGCCUCAUAAAUAGUGCUAAGGAAGGAAUGUAAUUGUAGGUGCUGUAAUGAUAAGAUAUGGCAGUUCUACAACAUGCGAAAUGGAGAUGUGGAACAGUGCUUAAAGUGGAGACAAGACUGAAAGAGUAGGGACAGGAAAAGGACUGGGCUUGGAAAUAGCUAGUGGGGCAGUGAGCUGUGCUGACCACUGGAUGUACAAAAGGAGAUACUUUUAGCUUGAAAAUUAGGCUAUGAUAAUGUACCAAGGAAAAAUGACUAUUUAUCCUGAAAUACAUUACUGUUACUACCACUGGAAGACAUGUUUUGGCUAAUUAUUUCAGGUUUUGAAAAUCUAAAGCACACAAUCUGAAAACCAUUUUCUGUUUUUGUUUAUUUCUUGUUUUACCUUUUUUUAUUUUUUAAUUUGACUGCUCUCAGGAAAAUGAAAGCUUCUAAAUAAGGGUCGUGUCUGGAAGUCCUUUUUAACUGGUUUUAAAAAUAAUUAUUAUAUUUACUACUAGCUGCAUUUGGCAAGAGAAAUAGUAUCUGUUAAAAAGUUAAAUCUUCACUACUUAAGAGGACUUUCAUUUUAAAUGUGAUGGGCCAAACCCCCAACAUUUAGCUGUGUGAAAACGUAGGUUUGUUUUUUUUAGUGUUUGAGUUUUGUGUUAUGGUUGUGUAAGAACUAUGAAUUUCCACAAAGAGUUUUUUUGUCAUUCUGGGAUUGAUGUGAAGUUUCUAAAGGUUAUUUAAGAUAAUAAAACUAUUCUCAAUUAUCUUGUUAGCUUUGGCCAAGCCGGUGCAAGUCUUGAGUUCAUUCACACUCCAGUGACAUUGUCAGAAAAAGUAUCAAGUAAGAGGACAGGAAGAAUUUCAAGACCUAGUCGUCUACCUAAAAGCUGACCUGGUUCUUUACCUAAAAGCCAAGACUAUUGGAUAUCCAAGUCUGGUAUAAAAGUAAAAAGAAGAAUUCCUUGCAAGUUUUCUUCUUCAGCAUGGUAACUGAGGUGGGAAGAGUUUCAUGUAAACUUAAGUCCUAAACUAGAAGACAUUUAGUGUGUUGGACCAUAAUGGUUCAAUAGUUCCAUAGAGCAGGACAUUUUUCUGCAACGAGUCUGCAACACUCAGGAGACUGCUGUUUAUUAUCAGCAUUGCAGGGAGGAAGACGAAUUAUAAUAAUAUUAAGUACGUAUAUCAUCUUAGGAGGAUGCUUUUUCUUUGUACUCUGUUUUUCCUUGGAAUGAAAUAGCCUUGAGGGCAUCCACAAAUUCUGAUCAGCAAGGCUGCUUUUUGUAUAAGUGAUUGAACAUUUACACUUGUAAGGCUUGGUACAGUAUGGAAGGAGAAUACUUUGGAGUAAAGAAGGUCUUGAGGGAUGUGGUGUAGAGUACUGGCUCCCCCAGGUCAGUCAGUAUUCUUGCCCUUGCUAGGCUAUGGUUUGGGUCAGCAUGUUUGAAAGCGCAUAUAGUUUUACAAGUUUUUGUAGUGGGGAUGCAGGCAUCCAGAAUCUUAACAGGUAUAUAGGUGCAUCUCCCUCAUUUUUGACAAUUACUUGAUAUAAUUUUAUACCAAGUUAUUUGUUUUUAAAGAAUUUCAGGCACUGAGAAUAUAGAGUGCAUAUUUAUUUCUAAGCUUUAAGUAGAACACGUGGUGUAUUUUUUAAUCCUUUCCAUAUGUUUCAGUUAAGUGUUCACAAGACUAUAUAUCAAAUACAAUACCAAGUUUUUCUAUCUUUCUACAAGCUAAUUUGUUUCAUCUGAAUUUGGUAUAUGUCUUUCAAAAAAUACUAAAUGGGGAAAAUGUGCUUCAAGCAUUAAGAUGGUGUAUGUCCUUUUCUCCAUUUACAUUGCAUCACAUUUCACUUUUUUUCUUUGAGGCAGAGAGAGCAGAUAUGAAAUGUGUUGAGUGUUUGAUGGGCAUUUUGUUGUGCCUGGCUUCAAAGAUUGUACUGUAAUGUUUGACUGCUCACACAUUCACAUAAUUAUCUACUCAGUUGAAUACAGGACUGCUGUGUUUUAUUUCCUGUUAUUCAAAAACAAUUGGGGAAAAGAUUUUUCUGUGUAUAAUUUUAUUUUCGUACUGAUCUCUAUUUUGUUUAAGACCAUGUUUCAUCAUGAAAUCACUUAAUUAAAAUAAAUCUUCUUACAAAAUCCA
Cygnus olor (mute swan) is the source of this 14051-nucleotide messenger RNA. It is a transcript of the gene HECW2, whose product is annotated as HECT, C2 and WW domain containing E3 ubiquitin protein ligase 2. Gene Ontology annotation, molecular function: protein binding; ubiquitin-protein transferase activity. The transcript is spliced from 31 exons. Gene Ontology annotation, biological process: regulation of dendrite morphogenesis. The record is from RefSeq and is a predicted model, not a curated record. The coding region runs from base 429 to 5129 and encodes 1566 amino acids. NCBI's taxonomy places the organism in Eukaryota, Metazoa, Chordata, Aves, Anseriformes, Anatidae.